UAUACAGAAUUCGGUUAUUGAUCAUUUGGCCCUCUUUAAACAUUGAUAGCCGGUCAUUAAUAAUGCCAAUUUUAUUAGUUUGUUAAUCUUUACAUGAAUGUGAUUUAGUUAAAAAAACAUUUAUAAUGUUGCAUUCUAUCAGAGUUGGGUUACAGUUGAAAAAAUUAGCUCAUUGUUUGUUUACACCAGCUAUAAGAUGCAAUGCAACAUUUGAUGGCUGGAGAGAUUGGAAACGUUUUGAUCCCGAAGGCUCUUCAAUUACUUCUUUUGAUUAUAUCGAACGUGAUUAUUAUUUAAGUCCCGAGAAACGUGAGGAAGUUGUUGACAAUAUUCGUAAAAGGAGGCUGAAAAAUCUCGUCCAAGGAUUGGAAAAAUGUUCCAAUGAUGAAGAAAUUGUUAAGUUGCUGGAAGCCAAUGUUAACCAUCUACCUAACAAAUUGGAUGAAAGGUGGAUUGACUAUAAAGCUGGAUCUAAUAUUGAAGAUUUUAUUGUAGAAGAGUUUGGAUUAGCCCUUAUGGUCGAAGAAGAUAAAAUUAAGAAAGCCUUAAAUAUUGCCAAUAAACUGGGAAUAAUACAGACAAGUAAAUUUGAUAGUGUUGGUGUCGUCACAAGUACACGAAGCUAUGCUUUGCUCGCCGAAUUAGCUCAACUUCACCAAGCAUUAAUAGAUUGGACUAUGGAUGAAUUAAUCAGUCGAUUUGAUUUUACACCAGUAAUUGUACCUAAUAUUGUCUAUGAGGAUGCUAUUAUUGGAUGUGGUUAUCAACCUAGAGGACGAGCUACUCAGGUUUAUAAACUUUUGGGACCUAGUCAAGAUAAACCUUGGACACGAGAUCAACAAGAUACAUUUGAUGGUGAUGUUUGUUUAGCUGGUACAUCAGAAAUUCCUUUGACAGGUCUUCAUGUGGGUGCAACAUUCAAUGAAGAUGAGUUGCCUAAAAAAUAUUGUACUGUUAGCCGAUGUUACCGUGCGGAAAUCUCCAAAGUCAAAACAGAAACAGGAAUUUAUCGAGUUCCUUACUUUUCUAAAGUAGAAAUGUAUUCUUUAACACGGGAAGAAGAUAGCUCUGAAAUGUUAUUUGAAUUUAUGCAAAUUCAAAAACAUCUAAUGUCCCUACUUAAUUUCAAGUGCCGUGUCAUUGAUAUGCCACCAGAAGAAUUAGGAUUAUCUGCUACCCGUAAAUUCGACAUCCAAGUUUAUCUUCCUGGAUCAAAAAUGUGGGGUGAAGUUUCAUCUGCCUCGAAUUGUACAGACUACCAAAGCCGUCGGUUCAAUAUAAAAUACAAAGUUUUGCAACCAGAUUAUGAAACUAACGAGCCAUUUGUCAACAAAUUUGCUCAUACCAUCAAUGCAACAGCUUGUGCCUUACCUAGAAUCUUAUUAGCAAUUAUCGAGUAUGGACAGAACCAAGAUGGUGCCAUAAUUAUCCCCCCAGUUCUCCGUAAUUAUAUGAAUGGAAAAGAGUUAAUCGAUACAAAUCGACAUUUGUUUACAAGAUGAUUUUAUUCUCGACUUUUUUAUUUGUUUUGUUUAUCAACUUGUACCAAAUGUUAAAUGGUUGAAUGAGUUGGUCGAUUUUUUUGGCAAUUUCACUUGUCCUCCUGUUUUUGAUCGCCAUUUACUCCCAAAUCGGAUAAAUCUCAAUCCAUCUUGAUUGGAAAAUAGUCACUCUAUCAUUCAGGUACAUCAAUUCAUCUUUUUGGUAUGUUUAGGAAACACGUUUUGUUCCUGCCCUUGGCCUCAUUUCACCUAAUCUUGUCACUUACCUCAAAAUGUUUGAUAUCAGUAUCAAUAAAUAAUUACAGAAUCAUUAAUGCUAAUGAAUCAACUUUAUUCAAGCAA
This is a messenger RNA of Tetranychus urticae (two-spotted spider mite), 1844 nucleotides long. RefSeq lists its product as uncharacterized. Gene Ontology annotation, molecular function: ATP binding; serine-tRNA ligase activity. Lineage: Eukaryota; Metazoa; Arthropoda; Arachnida; Trombidiformes; Tetranychidae. The record is from RefSeq and is a predicted model, not a curated record. Gene Ontology annotation, biological process: seryl-tRNA aminoacylation.